AAACUUCCCCUAAACAUCGCCCAUUGUUCCCUAGCUCCCAUUAGCUUUCCGCACUCAACAAGCAGCAAAAAAGGAAUGGGUUUUCUUGAUCAUCUAUCAAACUUUUUUUAUGCUAAUAAGAGCAGAAGGAAGUACAAGCGUAGACUCAUGCAGACAGUUGACAUCAAAGUAAAAAUAGAUUGCGACGGAUGCGAAAGAAAGGUUAAGAAAGCAGCUUCUUCCCUCAAGGGAGCGAGAUCAGUGGAGGUAAAUAGAAAGCAAAACAGGUUGACAGUAACAGGUUAUGUGGAUCGAAAUAAGGUGUUGAGGAAAAUUGAACGCACGGGUAAAAAGGCAGAGUUCUGGCCCUAUGUGAAGUAUGAUUUGGUAUCUAACCCUUAUGCCCCUGGAGCUUAUGACAAGAAGGCUCCAUCUGGUUUUGUGAGGAAUGUUCACAAUGCUAAUCUCCCAAACCCUAACACUGAUCCCUUCACCUCUAUGUUUAGUGAUGAAAAUCCCAACUCUUGUUCACUCAUGUAAAAGCUUCAAAUACUCCUCUCAACAGCAUGGGAGAUUCCACAUUUCAAACAAUGUAUCCAAGCAUUACUAUGUCAAAGUGUAUGAGUUAA
Molecule: messenger RNA, 608 nt
Organism: Cuscuta europaea
Lineage: Eukaryota; Viridiplantae; Streptophyta; Magnoliopsida; Solanales; Convolvulaceae
Source: the annotation of a GenBank genome assembly